Molecule: messenger RNA, 2238 nt
Organism: Betta splendens (Siamese fighting fish)
Lineage: Eukaryota; Metazoa; Chordata; Actinopteri; Anabantiformes; Osphronemidae
Gene: epor
Product: erythropoietin receptor
Exons: 8
Coding region: 379-1899 (506 amino acids)
Biological process (GO): hemopoiesis; positive regulation of cell population proliferation; cytokine-mediated signaling pathway
Cellular component (GO): membrane; external side of plasma membrane
Molecular function (GO): cytokine receptor activity; protein binding
Source: RefSeq, a predicted model, not a curated record
ACCUGCCUGUCUGUCUGUCUAAAUGCCUGCCUGUCUGUCUGCCUACCUGCCUGUCUGUCUGUCUAAAUGCCUGUCUGUCUGUCUGUCUACCUGCCUGCCUGUCUUACUCUCUACCUGCCUGCCGUCCGGCCUGUCUGCCUGCCUGCCUGUCUGUCUGUCUGGCGUUUACGCACGGCACGUGGCAGCAGUGGUAAACAUGAAUGAGCGCGCGCCCCCGGCCCCCCCUUCUGGCAGGACGUAAACAGCUCAGCUCUGACGCCUUAUCACUCGGCAGCAGGCUCGUAACGGCGCUGCUCCGUCCGCGGGUUCCGCCCGCAGCACACGCGUCUGCGAGGCAGGAGCUGCGUUUCUAGCAGAUUGUUCUCCGGUGACAAAAGGAUGACAUGUGAGCACCUGCGCCGAGUUCUGCUUCUUUGCGUGGCGAUCUGCGCCGUGAGAGCGGCGUCCGUCGCAGGGCUUGACCGGAAGGUGUCUCUGCUGCUGGAAAAGGAACCAACAAACCCAAAGUGCUUUGCUCAAUCCUUGACGGACUUCACCUGUUUCUGGGAGGACGACGAGGAGAGGACUGGUUCCGUGGACCAGUACACCUUCACAUACAGCUACCAAAAUGAGAACAGCAGCAGGUGCCGGCUGAGAGCCGAGCCUGCGGGCGGCAGGAGGCUGUUCCUCUGCCAUCUGAACCGAACCAAGAUGUUUGUCCAGAUGUUCGUCCACAUUAGUCGUGAUGGGAAACCGGUGUACAACCGCAGCCUCCUCAUCGACCAGCUGUUUCUGCUGGACCCUCCUGCUAACGUGACGGUGAGCAGCGCGGGCCAGCGGUGCCAGCUCCACGCCCGCUGGCUGCCGCCCCCCAUCAAGUACAUGGACGACAGCCUGAUGUACCAGGUCAGCUACGCAGCGGCCGGCGGCGGCGCCGAGCAGGUGGAGACGGUUCUGGCCAGCACUGAGCUGAGGCUCCGAGGCCUGCAGCCCGGUACCACGUACGGCGUGCGGGUGCGUGUGAAGCUGGACGGGAUCACCUACGGCGGCUUCUGGAGCGCCUGGAGCGAGCCGGUGCUGACGGAGACUCUGCCUGCAGAACCCAACCCGCUCAUCAUCUCCCUGACCCUCAUCAUCUCUCUCAUCCUCAUUGUGCUGUCCCUCAGUGUGUUCCUGUCCCAUCGCAGGUUUCUUCAAAAGAAGAUUUGGCCAACGAUUCCAACACCAGACAACAAGUUCCACGGUCUCUUCAGCGUUCACGGAGGCGACUUCAAGGAGUGGUUGCGACAGAGCAGUGGAGGCCUGUGGUUGACUCCAGCGUUCUGCUACUCGGAGGAAUGUCCGUUCCCCCUGGAGGUGCUGUCCGAGCUCAGCGUGUGCCCAACGCUGCCGUCGCCCAAAGCCUCCAGAGCGUCAGACGGGAGGGAGCAGGAUUGUGGUGCGGCAGAGGAUUGGGGAGCUGCACCACGUGACCGCCUGAUGAACCGUUUACGAGCACUUCACCAGCACGAGCCCAGCCCUCAGUCGUCUCUGCUGGAGUCCAAGGACGCGUACGUCACCCUGUGCAGCGGUCAGCACCCUGCUGAGAAGGCCUUAACCCUGGAGGUGCUCCUUGCCCCCAGAAAGGCAGCGCUGUCCGAGUGCCACUCGGACCUGGGCUCUGUGCCGCAGAGCUCCGGAUCGGGUCGCCUGUCGUCUCAGUCCAGCUUUGAGUACCCAACCCAUAGCUGGAUGCCCAAAGGGCCCGGCUACAUCUACAUGGCAGGGGCCGAUUCUGGCGUGUCUAUGGACUACAGCCCCAUGAGCAGAGCAGAUGACACUGGGAAAGUGGUUCUUUAUGCCAACGACUACAAGAACGACAUGCCUGCUUUCUCAAGGCCCGUUCUGACCAGGCAGAACUCUAUCCACGAUGACGGCUGAAGACGGACGAAGUGAACCUUCACCUGAAGCUGCGCCAUCUGCCACCAGCGGUUCAGAGGUUCCAGCCAGUCCUGAUCUGUGGACAAAACCCGCCGACGACCACUGGUCCUUACACCAGAACCGGAGGGGGUGGCUCAGUGCCAUCUUUAGAACCCGACCUGUAAAUAUGUCCACAUGUGCUCAUAUAACUUGACCCUUUGUGACCGAUUCAAGUGUUUCAUUUGUUGACAUCCUGUUAUCGUGUAAAUGCUCGUUCCUUCACCAUGACAUUUGUUUAAGAAUAUAACUCAUCGUGUCAUUUUCUUUGUCAAAAACCCCAAUAAAACAUUUAAUUGUGUA